UGGGUGAGGGACGAGUUGGGGGCGAAGGAGCGGAUCCUCCGCCGUGGUGUCGACCCCCGGAUCUGAUUCCUGUCGUCGGUCGCCGUGGACCUGGAGCCUGCCUUCUCUCCGGCGAGAUCUCCCCGCCGGUGAGUUGCUUCGCGCAGACCUAGGCGCGAUCUCCACACAUCGGUCUCUCGCUUGGUUUCUAGGUUUUCAGGGGUCGAGUUGGUCUCUACGUAGGAAUACUAGGGUUUGGUCUAAUUUGGUUAGAUGCUGCCGAUUUCUACUUAGAUCGACAUUCUUUGCCAGCGGAUGCGUCAUGAAACAUAUCCUUUGGUUCUCGAGCAAAGAAACGUUAAAGUAAGCUGGAUCGAGCGCUUCCUUCAGUAUUUCUCUUUGGUUUUGAUGGUCUACCUUUUCUUGCGGACAAAAUAGCAAGGAUUCUUCGCGGUUUUGGUUUGAAGAGCUUUGUGGCGUUUGUCAGUGAAGCAGUUGCACUCUUUUCAUUGUCUUGACUUUUCACAUGAGCGUAAUGUCCAAUUAAGGUGGGUUUUCCGAUGUAGGGUGGUCGUGCAUCUCUAUCUACACUGGCACUGCCUUCUAAUUCUGAUGUAUGGUUUGUCGGUCCAGUAAUACUUUCCUACUUAAUGAACGAUCCUGCAUCACAUCUUCUUCUCUCUACUAUCGCGUCAACCUCCGUGUGUGGCGUGUGCUCAAGAGAGAAGAAGAGGAAGAAAAAGAAAAGCAUCUUCUUUGCUGCAACCUCUGUUUGUAGUAACUGCAGAUCCUGCAUAUUCCAUGUCUCCUAACUUGGACAGCCCCAUUAAGACCCAGAUGGCAGUUUCAAUCUUAAGUCGCACCACCAGCAGUGACUACCAUGGGAGUAGCCAAAGCGAAGGAAAACAAGGUGGGCGGAGACGUGUGUUUGUCCAAACUGAAACUGGCUGUGUACUGGGUAUUGAACUGGAUCGUGGAGAUAAUGCCCACACCGUGAAAAGAAGGUUGCAAAUUGCUCUCAAUGUGCCUACUGAGGAGAGCUCCCUCACCUUUGGUGAUCUUGUGUUAAAAAAUGAUCUCAGUGCUGUCCGGAAUGAUUCCCCAUUACUUCUUACCAGGAAUGCCCUGCACAGAAGUUCCUCUACACCGUGCCUCUCUCCCACUGGAAAGGACAUUCAGCAUAGGGAUCGGAGCAGUCCAAUUGAAAUUUUAGUGUGCUCAAGCCGCUGCUCUCGCACCCGACAGCUGGUUAAGGAUGUCAUGAACGCUAUUAGAAAUGGCGUUGACCCUAUACCAGUUCACAGUGGGCUUGGUGGUGCCUACUACUUCAGGAAUGUCAGAGGUGAAUGUGUUGCAAUUGUGAAGCCUACAGAUGAAGAACCAUUUGCACCAAAUAAUCCUAAAGGUUUCACGGGGAAGGCCCUUGGGCGACCGGGCCUGAAAAGGUCUGUGCGAGUUGGCGAGACUGGAUUCAGGGAAGUUGCUGCGUACCUCCUGGAUUAUGAUCAUUUUGCCAAUGUUCCCCCAACAGUCCUUGUGAAGGUCACUCAUUCAGUUUUUCAUGUGAACGAAGGUGUUAAUUGCAAUACUAGUGGGAAGGCUGUUGACAAGAAGCGUAGUGCUGUCAGCAAGAUAGCAUCCUUUCAGCAGUUUGUUCCUCAUGACUUUGAUGCUAGUGAUCAUGGGACCUCCAGUUUUCCUGUUGCGGCUAUACACAGGAUUGGUAUACUUGAUAUUAGAAUUUUUAAUACUGACAGGCAUGGCGGAAACCUUUUGGUAAGGAAACUUGAAGGGGUGACUGGUAGAGUUGGGGCCCAGACGGAACUUGUUCCAAUCGAUCAUGGUCUCUGCUUGCCAGAGAGUUUAGAGGAUCCGUAUUUUGAGUGGAUCCACUGGCCACAGGCAUCAAUCCCUUUCUCUGAGGAUGAGCUCAAGUAUAUUGCUGACCUUGAUCCGGUCAAAGAUUCUGAGAUGCUUCGUAUGGAGCUGCCCAUGAUCCGUGAAGCAUGCCUUAGAGUUUUGAUCCUGUCAACUAUUUUUCUCAAGGAAGCAGCUGCAUUUGGGCUUUGCCUUGCAGAGAUUGGUGAGAUGAUGAGCAGGGAAUUCAGAGGAAUGGAAGAAGAGCCAAGUGAACUGGAAGUUGUGUGCAUUGAGGCAAGACAGUUGAUAGCAGAAAGAAUAGUAUUUUCUCCAGUAGCCAAUCCAAAUGAUGAUGAUGCGACUCUGUUUGACAUUGACUAUGAAGAAGCUGAUCUGGCAAUGCCAAAAUCACCAGCGUCUUAUGCUUUUGGACAAAGAGGCAGAAGCUCCAAAAACCCGCUGUCAAGAUUGGAGGAGAGUUUGGAGGAGCAGGAAGAUGAUGAGCACAUGGAAAGCAAUGUGAAGAGCACUUGCUGCCCAUCUGCCUGUGAAUGGCAUCCGCAUUUUUCAAAGCUGUCCACAUCUUUGAAGGGCAUAGCUCUUGCUGGAAAGAGUCAGCGAUGCCUGGUUGGUGCUCCGAGUGCUAAUUUUACUUGUAGUAAAAUUAAAAAUAGUGGUGGUGCUAGUAGGUCUCAGGUUGGUAAUAGUAGGAGUGCCAACGAACAGCUGCCUGCAAAUGUGAACUUUGUGAAGCUGGCUGACAUGGGGGAGGAGGAGUGGUCAGCAUUCCUGGAGAAGUUCCAGGAGUUGCUCCCAGGUGCAUUCCGUAGUCGGAAAUGUGGUGCUGCUGGCCAGAGGCAGAAGCAGAGGUUGGGCACUUCUUGCCAGUUUUGAGUAGAAGGUAGAUAUGGCAGGGUUGACGGCUGGUUUGCAGUCCAGUAGCGGUUGUUUGUGUGAGCCCUUUUCUAGUCGGGGUAAAGAAUAGAGAAGGGGAGAUUGCUGAAUAAAGAUGUUUAGAGGAUUAUGGUAUGUCGAAGGGAAGUGGAGGUGCGUCUUGUGGUUGUGCUGCCUCUGUAUAUAUGUUUUAUGGUUUUGUUUAAAUGUCUGCUACUCGAAGAAGGUAUUCUGAUAUCCUGCAUGUAUGCCGCGUACCUGAAGAAGAAGAAAAAAAAAAAUACUUUCAGCAAUAAAAACGUAAAAUAGCUGUAUGUAAAUUUGCUCGUCUCCUUUCAACAGUGUUCAUUUUUGAUAUAAAUCAUUGGAUGGAACAACAUUGGCCUCACCUAAAGGAUUUGUUGAAUUGUUUCAACGUUGGUCUCAGGUUGAGCAACAUUUUGAUGAACUGUUGCUGCCUCAUUCCCUGUUUUCCCAGUAAACCCAUGUACAUCGUAAAUCAAUCAAUAUAUAGGAAGGAGCUCAUGUUAGAA
Messenger RNA from Musa acuminata subsp. malaccensis (wild Malaysian banana), 3266 nucleotides. Lineage: Eukaryota; Viridiplantae; Streptophyta; Magnoliopsida; Zingiberales; Musaceae. The record is from RefSeq and is a predicted model, not a curated record.